Molecule: messenger RNA, 4331 nt
Organism: Planococcus citri (citrus mealybug)
Lineage: Eukaryota; Metazoa; Arthropoda; Insecta; Hemiptera; Pseudococcidae
Product: actin-binding LIM protein 3-like
Exons: 19
Coding region: 149-2746 (865 amino acids)
Biological process (GO): lamellipodium assembly; cytoskeleton organization
Cellular component (GO): actin cytoskeleton
Molecular function (GO): actin filament binding
Source: RefSeq, a predicted model, not a curated record
AGUAUCGUUAUCGUCGACCUAUCUCUUUCUCUCACCAUUAUAGUUUGUUCGCUGGUUGAUUCUCGAUUGUGUGUGUAAAUGCGCCUGCCGACUGCCGAUGCCGAGUGCCGCGAGGCGGCGACAUUAGUACGACCGUGAAGUUGACGCGAUGAAGUCGAGUAGUGCUAAUGGUGGCGGCCCGGUCGCCGCGAAAUCGAAUAUGAAAUUCGCGAAUGGUGAAAAUUCGUACGUGUUACACAACGGUGGUGAAAAAAUCGUCGAUAAGCCUCCGAUGAAGGCGAGCAACGGUGUAACGAACCCUGCCAAGUGUCCGGCUCCUCAGACCGUCAAUGGGGUGAAAAAUACCCCAGCGAACGAUAUCGAUACGAAGAACGCAACGAUUAAAACUGAUAAGAGGAAGAUUUUUACCAAAGGUAAAACGUAUUGCGCUAGCUGUAAGAAAAAAUGCUCCGGAGAAGUGUUACGAGUUCAAGAUAAAUAUUUCCAUAUUGGAUGCUUCAAAUGUAAAACUUGUAAUAACUCGUUAGCUCAAGGUGGAUUUUUUCAGAAGGACAAUAAUUAUUACUGUAAGGAUGACUAUCAACGUUUGUUCGGUACGAAAUGCGCCGUUUGUCAAGAAUUUGUCGAAGGCGAAGUAGUCUCAGCGCUAGGUAACACGUAUCAUCAAAAAUGCUUCAAAUGUGCUCGGUGUAGGCAACCGUUUCCGGGAGGUGAAAAAGUCACAUAUACUGGUAAAGAAGUGUUAUGCGGUAGAUGUUCACAGAUACCGACCAAAGAUAUAGAUUCUCAUUCGCAAACCAGUCCUACAUCUGUUAACGGCACACUAACAGAUUGCGCCGGAUGCCGCGACGAUUUGAAAGAAGGUCAAGCAUUAAUUGCUCUGGAUCGGCAAUGGCACGUAUGGUGUUUCAAAUGUCAUACAUGUAAUGCUGUUCUACACGGAGAAUACAUGGGAAAAGAUGGCGUGCCAUAUUGUGAGAAAGAUUAUCAAAAGUUGUUUGGAGUCAAAUGCGCGUAUUGUACGAGAUUCAUAUCAGGAAAGGUGUUACAGGCCGGAGAUAAUCAUCAUUUCCAUCCUACUUGCGCUAGAUGUACCAAAUGUGGUGAUCCAUUCGGCGAUGGAGAAGAAAUGUAUUUACAAGGAGGUGCUAUUUGGCAUCCGAAGUGUGGUCCUGGACCGACGGAAAAUGGCACAAUAAUUAACGGAUUAGGUAGUGGAUCGCAUUUAGCACUGAAUGGACACGAAACCGAUAGAGAAUUUGAUCAUCUUAGUAGUUCAGCUGUUAGUGAAACACAGUUUUCGCUUCAUUCUCGCACAUCUAGCUAUAAUGGAUCUCUGUGCAAUAGCCUUUGCAAUAGUCUAAGUCGUAAGCAUUACCCGUUCCGAUCUAGCAGCCCCGGAUUAAUAUUACGAGAAUAUAAUAAACCACGUUACGAAGAUAUCAGCCGAAUUUACACGUAUAGCUAUUUAACGGAAGAACCAUCUUUAGGAUAUUUAAAACGACCAAUUGAACCGUACGAUAAACCUCCAACGUCGCCUCAUUUCCAUCGUCCAACAUCCGCCUCAAGUAUUCGAGGCAGUAGUCGAAGUUCAACUUUGAAAAGCGCUGGAGGUAAAUCGGCGAUGAAAGUAUUAGUCGAAAGUAUAAGAAGCGAAACGCCCAGACCGAAGUCACCCCAUAUGAAUAACGAAGAACCAAUAGAAUUAGCCCAUUUUCCGGCUGCCAAACCACCUCCUCGAGGCGAAAAAGCCAAAAUCGAAAGGGAUGAUUUCCCAGCACCUCCUUAUCCGUAUUCGGAUCCUGAACGUAGAAAAAGAUGGUCUGAUAGUUACAAAGAAGUUUCUAUUUCGGAUGAUGAAGACGAAGUCGAUAGAGUCGAGAGGAAAGAAGAUGGUCAACAUAGAAUCAAGAAAGAAGAAGAAGAGCUGAGUAAAAUCGCCUCCGGUAUCGGCAAAGUAUUUUUACAGAAUUUAAAAGAACGCGAAAAACUCCAAAAGUGGAAACAAUCGCACAUCGAUCCUCGUAACGCUUCUAGAUGCCCUUCUGCGUCCAAAGAACCCGCUUAUCGGUUACGCUACCAGUCACCUAUUAACGCAUCUCCGUCGAGAAAUUUGGAUCAUCCGAGACCUUGGGAAGAAGAAGAUCCGUUCGAACGUAGUUAUAGCUGCAGAGGGUCGUCAGUAGGACGAUCUACCGGAGCCAUUUCCAGCUAUAAUGUUGUGAGCUCGUUACGACACGUACCAAAGCCCGGAUACGGUUUAGCGCCGCAAUAUACAAAUAAAUUAUACGGUUCGGUCGGAGCUACUAAUAUUUCGGGUGAUUUUUCGAUUAGCGGUCUCGGUGAAAAAGCUCGCAGUACCGAUUUCAGCAGCGGAAAGUCCGAUAUUUCUGUUGGUUCCUUAUCGGAAAUGGACCGUGGCGCUAUGAGUGCAGCAGAAAUGGCAGCUACGAAACCACCCCAGUACACGUCCGGAGUGUCGCUGCCGUUUAGUCCGCAUUUACGUAGAUCGCUGCCGAAUAUGUCUGCAUCUGUACAUACGAGUCUGGAGCCACCUAAAAUUUAUCCGUACCAUUUAUUAAUGAUAUCGAAUUACAGACUGCCACCGGGUGUCGACAGGUUGAACUUAGAAAGACACUUGUCGGACGCCGAAUUCGAAACGCUUUUCCAAAUGAGUCGCACAGAUUUUUACCGAUUACCUCAAUGGCGUCGUAACGAAUUGAAAAGACGAGCUCGACUUUUUUAAUUUCUACAAAAACAUUGACAGCUUACGACGUUACUCGAGUCGGUGGAUUUUACGCCAUUUACCUACCUUUUUAUUACAUAUUUUUUUCUGUGACGUAUAUAUGCCGAAGCGUUUUCAUAUGUAUUUUUAAUCGAAUCUAUGAUAAAUUUCCUUUUAACCAAAUAAGCGUGAUAGGCUUUUGUUGUCUAGAAACCAAAAACAAAUUUUACCCUAUGGACGUUACUUGUAUUAUGAUUAUUUUUUUGCUUUAAUUUUUUUUCACCAUUUAUCGCAUUUUUACGUCUUGUAAUUACGACGUAAUUUACGUUACAAUUUUUUUUUUUUUUUGAUAAUUUAUUCGUACACUGUGAACGCAUCUAUUGGAUGGUUUAUUUUUCAUUUGUCUUCGAUAAGUACGUAGUCGGGCUACGUGAACUUUGAAAAAGAAAUCACUUUCCUAUGUCGAGGAAAUAAAAAAAUAAAUACCAAAAUUCUAAUUGUAUUGUCGAUCAAGAUCGUAUAUGUUUUUUUUUUGCCUUUUCUGCCAUCGUAUCGCGCACGAGUAUUUUCUUUUUUUUCUCUCUCUCUCCUAUAAUCAAAGUGCCUUUAUUCGUUAUCACGCCGUUGAAAUAUUGUAUAUUUUUUUUCCUUUUCUAAACACACGAAGUAAUUUUUUUCAGAAUGAAAAAUGUAAGGGAAAAAAAGAAUAUUCUCGUUCGUUCAAUUUUAUGGUUAAUUUCUCUGUAUUUUAAUUUAUUAAAAAAAGCGUUGUUAUUUAGUUUUAAUUUACGUCGUAUUACGUGUACUUUGUAGUAUAUCGAAACAACCCACGAGAAUGAAUACGUUCGAGUCUACUUUGGCCGAAUUUUUUUGAGCUAAAUUUCCAAAUACGAGAUGCUUUCGUUUUAAAUGACUAUUAUAAUUAUUAUAGUAAAACUGGACGUAUGUAAAACAUCGAUGGAUUUGUUUUUUUUUUUUUGGACGAUUUUUCUAUGUUACGAAGUGUAAAGUGAUUGAUCUCUUUCUCUCUAUCUAUCUAAUCUCUCUCUCUCUCUAUCUUGUGUAUUUCUUUUAAUUUUUUUUUCAAAUUUCAAAUUUGGACCAGUCUCUAAGAGAUUUUGCCAACGCAUGGAUUGCGUUUCCGAAAUUUCCUUGGAGGAUAACGAAGUAUCGAUUUGCAUGUCUUGAUAUCAACAACAAAAACAACGUAUUCAAUCGAUGAUAAAUUUUCUAUCGUAUUAUUUUGCUAGUCUUAUUAUUUUUUCUUUUUUUUCUUUCUUGUGCGUAAUGUUUUAAUUUAUUAUCGUUUUUAAUAUACAAUAAGUUAUGUACACAAACACACGCGCCUUUUUAAAAAAAAAUUGCCAAGGAAAGGUAAUAUGCGUCGAAGUGCAAAUACAUGCGAAAGCUUUGAAAAAAAAGACGCGAUAUACGAAGAAGUACAUUACAUACAAAAGCUAAAUAAGGACACGGUAUAUUUCGGUUGUGUAAAAGCAUGGCAGCUUUAUGUAAGUACAUUUUAUUUUAUUGUAUGAUUAUUUUUCUUUCCUCUUUUUUUUUGCUGUUUGAAAAAUGUGUAUUUCAAAAUAAAUAUUUUACUCUUCUA